AUGAUGCUCCGGCUGCUGAGUUCCCUCCUAUUUGUGGCCCUUGCCUCAGGCUCUGGCCAAGCUUCCCAGCAACCCUCCUCGCGUGUUGUCAACGGCGAGAACGCGGUGCCCUACAGCUGGCCCUGGCAGGUCUCCCUGCAGUAUGAGAAGGAGGGAGCCUACUACCACACCUGUGGCGGCAGCCUCAUUGCCCCUGACUGGGUCGUAACCGCGGGCCACUGCAUCUCGAGCUCCCGGAGCUACCAGGUGGUGUUGGGCGAGUAUGACCGGGCGGAGGAGGAGGGCCCCGAACAGGUGAUCCCCAUCAAUGCUGGGGACCUCUUUGUGCACCCACUCUGGAACUCCAACUGCGUGGCCUGUGGCAAUGACAUCGCCCUCGUCAAGCUCUCGCGCAGUGCCCAGCUGGGAGAUGCGGUCCAGGUGGCCUCCCUCCCUCCCGCCAGCGACAUCCUGCCCAAUGAGGCGCCCUGCUACAUCAGCGGCUGGGGCCGUCUCUACACUGGGGGGCCACUCCCGGACAAGCUGCAGGAGGCCCUGCUGCCUGUGGUGGACUAUGAGCACUGCUCCAGGUGGGACUGGUGGGGCAGCAUCGUGAAGAAGACCAUGGUGUGCGCCGGCGGGGACUCCAGCUCUGGGUGCAACGGUGACUCUGGAGGACCCCUCAACUGCCCCGCAGAGGAUGGCUCCUGGCAGGUCCACGGUGUGACCAGCUUUGUAUCUGCCUUGGGCUGCAACACUCGCAAGAAGCCUACAGUGUUCACACGAAUCUCAGCCUUCAGUGACUGGAUCGAGGAGAUUAUUUCAAGUAACUAGGACCAAGGCCUGGGUGGCAGUGCCGAUCCACAUCCUCUGUAAAAAAUAA
Messenger RNA from Equus quagga, 862 nucleotides. RefSeq names its product chymotrypsin like elastase 3B (gene CELA3B). The transcript has 8 exons. The record is from RefSeq and is a predicted model, not a curated record. Gene Ontology annotation, biological process: proteolysis. Lineage: Eukaryota; Metazoa; Chordata; Mammalia; Perissodactyla; Equidae. Gene Ontology annotation, molecular function: serine-type endopeptidase activity. The coding region runs from base 1 to 813 and encodes 270 amino acids.